AUGCGAGACUUCAUGUGCCUGCGUGCACGCAUAACGGUUGCCCGCGCGUUCUCUGUCGAGGCGCUAUCAUCUCCGACAUUUGAAGGGGAGGGAGGGAGCCACCACUGUAGAUUAAUCUAUCCGAGCAGCGGAGACCGGCCCCAGCAGAGGCGGAACAUCUCUCUCGUCACGUUGCGCGGGCGUCGCCUACCUUGCCACCUGAAGAAGGUUGUGGCCGCGAAAGUUCAUGCAGAACAGCGGGCGUCUGUUUAUCCGCAAUUUACUACUGUGUCGUUCUUUCGGGUCUCGGCAGGAGACGGUCUUUUUCCGGCGGCCUCUGCGUACAGACUUACUGUAUGCACCGCGUACUUUCCGAAGUCAACGCGAAGAGGUGAAGCAAGAAUCAGGCGCUAUUGUCUGCGCAGCACGCGAGAGAACAAGCGCAUAGGCCCACCAGAUAUUUACACCAACAGAGCGUGA
Messenger RNA from Rangifer tarandus platyrhynchus (Svalbard reindeer), 459 nucleotides. Lineage: Eukaryota; Metazoa; Chordata; Mammalia; Artiodactyla; Cervidae. The record is from the annotation of a GenBank genome assembly.